AAUUGCCUUACUCAGUGUUGGGGCGAAAACACUUUUCUUUUUGCGCUUUGACAAGUCCAUCCAGGUAGACGUGUUUGAGAAGUUUGUUCGAUUGGGAAAUGGGCUUCGCCAGUACGAACGAUCCGGGGAGAUCGCUUCAAGGAGGCUCCUGCGGCAUGUGGGAAAGAAAUUGAGGGCAGGGGUCUGUGGCCACGUUUUCCACCAAAUUGUCCCUUGUAAAAGGAGAACGGGAAGGAGACAGUGUGAAAGAGAAAGUUUCCUAUCCAAACCUUUCGAUUCAGAAGUAGAGUGUGUGUGUAAGGGAGAGGGGACUCUGCGCUCCAACAUUUCAAAAGAAGCGUUUAGGAUUUGCAAACACCUUUCGUGGGGACUGGGAACACCAGGAGACGCCGAAGAGCAGGUUGGCUGCCCGGAAGGUCCGUGUGAGGGUGCGAGGUAGAUGGUGAGCGGCCCCGGCAGCUGAGGGCAGGCCGGGCCCCCAGACGCAACAGAGCUUGAAGGACUGCGCAGUGGGAGCCCCGCACUGCGCCCGGCCCCGGCCCCCUGGAUCCUUCGGGGCGCCUCCACCCAGCUGUUAGCAUGAUGUCUUACCUCAAACAACCCCCAUACGGCAUGAACGGGCUGGGCCUAGCCGGGCCGGCUAUGGACCUCCUACACCCCUCCGUGGGCUAUCCGGCCACCCCGCGGAAGCAGCGACGGGAGCGCACCACCUUUACGCGCUCUCAGCUGGACGUGCUCGAGGCACUCUUCGCCAAGACUCGCUACCCUGACAUCUUCAUGCGCGAGGAGGUGGCGCUGAAGAUCAACCUGCCAGAGUCCAGAGUCCAGGUCUGGUUCAAGAAUCGCCGUGCCAAAUGCCGCCAGCAGCAGCAGAGCGGGAGCGGGACCAAGAGCCGCCCAGCCAAGAAGAAGUCCUCCCCGGUGCGGGAGAGCUCGGGCUCCGAAAGCAGCGGCCAGUUCACGCCGCCUGCUGUGUCCAGUUCCGCCUCGUCCUCCAGCUCCGCAUCGAGCGCUUCGGCCAACCCGGCGGCUGCAGCGGCUGCAGGCCUGGGCGGGAACCCGGCGGUGGCAGUCCCGUCGUCGUUGAGUACGCCGGCUGCCUCGUCCAUCUGGAGUCCGGCUUCCAUCUCGCCCGGCUCAGCGCCCGCUUCCGUGUCGGUGCCCGAGCCUUUGGCCGCGCCUAGCAACGCAUCGUGUAUGCAGCGCUCGGUAGCCGCAGGCGCCGCCUCUGCCGCAGCCUCCUAUCCCAUGUCCUACGGCCAGGGCGGCAGCUAUGGCCAGGGCUACCCCGCGCCCUCCUCUUCCUACUUUGGCGGCGUGGACUGCAGCUCAUAUCUAGCGCCCAUGCACUCGCACCACCACCCGCACCAGCUCAGCCCUAUGGCACCCUCCUCCAUGGCUAGCCACCAUCACCACCAUCCCCACGCGCACCACCCGUUGAGCCAGUCCUCAGGCCACCACCACCACCAUCACCACCACCAUCACCAGGGCUAUGGCGGCUCGGGGCUCGCCUUCAACUCUGCCGACUGCUUGGAUUACAAGGAGCCUGGCGCCGCCGCCGCUUCCUCUGCUUGGAAACUCAACUUCAACUCGCCUGACUGUCUGGACUAUAAGGACCAAGCCUCAUGGAGGUUUCAGGUCUUGUGAGCCCAGGAGUGGGAGGAAGAGAAGAAGAAACGCAACUACCUGCGCCCUCCGUGGUCCCCGUCCAGUUGUUGCUGCUGCUGCUGCUGCACUGCCCGCCUUUGCCUCGGCUUUUCCAGACCUGAAAUUUCAUGCUCCCAAAAGAUGCCCAUUGCUGCACUGCCGCCCUCAUCUUUAUGCCACUUGCUUGGGGGAUGUGCAAACCCUGCCCACCCCUUGGAAGAGGGGACCGGUGCUUCGGCUUGGCCCACAAGUUCUAUAUGGGAGAGCUGUGUGCUCCCCUCCUCAACCCCUAACGAACUCCUAAGUCACCAUCUUCUAGUCUUUCUGGACAGUUAUUAUGCGCUUGCAGCCUUCGGAGGCUCUUCGCUCUGACUUGCUGUUUGAGCCCUACACUUUAAUUUAUUCUUUCUGGACACUGGAGUCACUAACUGGCAUGUGUCUGCCUGUUGGAGUGCACCCAUACUCUACUCCAAAUCAAAACAACCACUAAGCGUUUCUCGCGUGCAGACUGCCGCCCCUUCAGCUGCCCUAAGCCCCGCUCCCCGCCUGCAGACCAGAGCUUCCCGGCGUUUCCUCCUCCCCAGCCGGAUGCGCUGGGACGAGGCCCGGAGGGAGGAGCGCACCCAUAGCCUCUCGCGCACAGCCCCGCCCUGCGUAGAACUGGCUCAGUCUUCCGCUUCGGCGGGAAUGCUGUAUAUAGUCAGGUCCGUUCCAGGGACCACUUAAACUUUUUAGUUGCUGUUGGUUGAACUGAGCAUAUCUCGUCUUAGAGUCCAAGAAAUAGAACUUUAAGAUAUAUACAGCAUAUAUAUAUACACAUAUAUAUAUAACAAAAGCAAAAAAUAUUUUCCCUCUGUCCCCUUUCCUCUCUUCCUCAAACGAUGGCGCUUUUACUUUUUCAGUUGUUGCAAAGCUUCCCUGCCCUCUCACACCUUCUCCCUCUGUGUAUUUAUUAAAGAGAAUCGUUUCGUUUCAGGAAGCUGCGCGCGGAGGAUCGGGAGGGUCUGGGAGUGUGAAGGCAAGAGCCAAGUCAGGGUACAGGGGAGGGGGCUAGUCUGGGCCGGGGCGCAGGACUGAGCCCUUCACCAGGUCUAAGCACAGGGUCGCAGUUCCAGUUAAGAGAUCAAAACCAAAAGAAAACAAAAAAUAAAAAUAAAAAUACAGCAUUAUGGAAAAACAAACAAACCCAGGCCCCAAACCCCGGUUCCAAUUCCUCUGUCGGCUUCUCUCUCUUUAAACAACCCUGUUUUGUCUAGUGAGUUUUUAGUGCACCUUCAUUCUCCGAAAUCUGCGGAGGACCCACGCCUGUAUAUCAGUUUUGGCUUUGGCCUUUUCGUCCAGUAGGUGGGAAAGUAAUUUGUAAAUUUGAUUUGUCCGAUGUGAAGAUCGCAAAUUACUUGUUGAAAUGUAAGGCAGUCCCCUUCCGCCCCCUUUAUCUACAUUAU
Molecule: messenger RNA, 3092 nt
Organism: Globicephala melas (long-finned pilot whale)
Lineage: Eukaryota; Metazoa; Chordata; Mammalia; Artiodactyla; Delphinidae
Gene: OTX1
Product: orthodenticle homeobox 1
Biological process (GO): regulation of transcription by RNA polymerase II; multicellular organism development
Cellular component (GO): nucleus
Molecular function (GO): DNA-binding transcription factor activity, RNA polymerase II-specific; RNA polymerase II cis-regulatory region sequence-specific DNA binding
Source: RefSeq, a predicted model, not a curated record